Chroicocephalus ridibundus (black-headed gull) is the source of this 3137-nucleotide messenger RNA. RefSeq names its product WD repeat domain 25 (gene WDR25). The record is from RefSeq and is a predicted model, not a curated record. The transcript is spliced from 6 exons. Gene Ontology annotation, molecular function: protein binding. NCBI's taxonomy places the organism in Eukaryota, Metazoa, Chordata, Aves, Charadriiformes, Laridae. Bases 1652 to 2473 code for a protein of 273 amino acids.
UGUAAAGCAAGAUGCUUUAUGGACCAAUCAUCAAACUUAAAAAUACUGUAUUGAAUAAUGAUCUUCUGGGAAUGACAUCCUUGCUUGUGUGUAUUUUAUUAGCUCCAAAGUACUCAUGGAGGAGAUGCUUUGCAGUACAAGACCCUAUUAUGAACUUGCAGCCUAAUCCUUCGUUGUACCUACAGUCAGUUCCGUUACUUUGGAAUGUGAGUGUUUUUUUUAUUAGACAUGUCAGUGUUUUAGAUCUUAAGAAGUUAGAUUUCUACUACGUCAUUUCCCGCAAUCUGUACUAAUGUUAGGUUUUUGUUAUUUCCUACUUUUUAAUGUCACAAUGGCCAUAAGGACUAUGGUCUGGAUACAGAUUCUGCCUGAAGUUGUUAAAAAACUGACUGCCAACACUGGAUUAGUUUUUUUUUGAACUUUGCCUUUCUGACAGGCCAAAGUGACUAUUGCUGGAGGAGGUAUGUCAGGGCAGAUGGAUUUUUCAUCAGAACUAGUGCGGCAGGUCCUGCAUCCCGGAAAGGUGUCCUGUCAUGAUCUAAGGAGUCUUCCCACUUAAAAUUUGUUUCAAGGGUUAAUUGCUUAACACCUAAUGUGUGUUUUACUUCUAGUUUUAGUGAAUUUGGCUUCAGUUCUUUGUUAAUUUAGUGAGUUCAAUGAGUCUUACUUUUAUUUUAACAAUGGAUAAUAAAAAUAUUUUAUGUGUAUGCUUUCCCAGACAUGGGGCUAUUGCCACCUCUGGGUUAAAAUAAGAGUCUUCCGAAGUGGGUUUACACAGGAACAGAGUUUUGAUCAGAGCACGCAGAAAGUGUCCUUUUUGGUGGAAGGCAUGCUUUAUUGUAUCUAGUAUGUAUUUAACAUAGCAGGCACAAUUAUUUUAAAACUUGGUUCUAAAAUUUAGGCCUUAGGUAAAUCUUACUAAGUAAAGAGGCAAAAAGAGCACCCUUUGUAUCGGCAUACUUCUAAAACCAAAGGGGAGGAGGGAACUUUAAAACUGAAUUUGAAUUCUGAUUUCAUGUAGGAAAAGAAAUCUCAUAUUGUUUUAUUAAAAUUGAGAUUUAUUUAUUUAUUUAUUUAUAGGUCUUUUGCUCUUUAUUUUGUAGUGGAGAAUUGAGUUUCAUUUAGUUUGGCUUUUGUGUGUGGUUUUUCUUAUCUUAAAGUUUAUUUUUUUUCCUUUCCUCUUUUCCCUCUUUUGCCAUGGGGCCCUGUGAAAUAUGUGCUGACUUUCCAUCUUUGAAGCAGUGAUGUUCUUGAAUCUUGGACAGAGUUUUUGCUUUUUUUCUCCUUAAUGUCUAUUAAAGCCCUGGUGCUCACAGAAGAGAAAACCCCAGAUCUAUAGCAUGAAUAAAAUUUACUCUUCUCAGUUGCUUAUCUUUUAUUCUCUUCGGUUACAAUAACUUCACUGGUUCUGUAGUCAGCAUAACCUGUUGCACCAUCGAAGUCUGAAUACUUUGAACCGUGGGUAAUUCCUCCUUCGUCUUCUUUCCAAAGCUUUUUUUACAUCUUUGUCUUGAAGAUUAAGUGGAGGAAGAAAGUACCUUUGUUGUUCUUUGCAAGUGUUCUUUAAUAUAUUGAAUAAGUUAAAUAUUGGCUGCUGCUUGAAGGACAGACUUAGAAGGAAAAGACCAAGAUAUGCAAAAAGUGCUGAUGGAUGUUUUCGGUAUGGGAUGCUGUAGAUACAGGCUGCUGUUUAAGAACAUAUUCCUGUCACUCCUGUGCUGUUCGAGCUGCCCGGUGGUCAUCUUGUGGAAGAAGGAUCCUCAGUGGGGGCUUUGAUUCCAUGCUGCAUUUAACAGAUGUAGAAACAGGCAAGCAGAUAUUUAGCAGCAAAAAUGAAUUUAGGAUCAGUGCACUGAAGUUCCACCCUGCAGAGUCAAAUAUUUUCAUUUGUGGAGGGUUCAGCCCAGAAGUUAAAGCUUGGGAUAUAAGGACUUCUAAGGUGUUAAGAGUGUACAAAGCUGCAGUACAACAGACAUUGGAUAUACUUUUUCUCCCUGAAGGAAGAGAAUUUCUUACAAGCACAGAUGCAGUAAGCCGGGACUCAGCUGAUCGUACCGUUAUUGCAUGGGACUUCCAAAGUGCUGCGAAAAUCUCCAAUCAGAUUUUUCACGAGCGUUACACUUGCCCAAGUCUGACUCUGCAUCCAAAAGAGCCUGUGUUUGUUGCUCAGACAAAUGGGAACUACAUGUCUUUGUUUUCUGCCCAGCGACCUUACCGAAUCAACAAAAAGAAAAGAUACGAAGGACAUAAGGUGGAAGGAUUUGCAGUGGGCUGUGAAUUUUCUCCAGAUGGAACACUUUUGGUGACAGGAAGUUCAGAUGGCAAAGUGUUCUUCUACAACUAUCAUACUGCUAGGAUUAUUCGCACUUUGUCUGCACAUAAAGAAGCCUGUGUGAGUGCAAUAUUUCACCCAGUCUUGCCAUCGCUCCUUGCAACAUGUGAUUGGGCUGGAGGAAUCAAGAUCUGGCAAUAACAAGCAGAGUUACUUUUCAGGUUGUCUCCUGUUAGUCUGUCAAAGGCAUAGGGAAUAAACCAUGGUACGCAAAGUGAAAUUUUGCUGUGGUGUGUUGUAAGCAGGAGAGACUGUUGUCUUUUCUUCUAUGAUGUGUAAGUGUAUGCUUUCAUAAUGCAGUUAAGCUGCUGAGCAAAGAAAGUCGUCUUACUCUCUCCCUCGGCCCUGGUGAUAAAUUUCUGCCCCUUUUGUGUCAAUCUUCUGGUGCUUAUCUAGCCCUACCCUGGUUUGAGUAACUAAACUUGAAGAAAAUGAUGGCUCUUUUUAUGUAGCUUUUCACCGCAGCUUUCUUAAACCUGCUUUUCACUAGUUUAGCUCCCUGACCUGGUCACUGAAGAGUUAAACAAGUGAUGGUGUAGUUCUAGGCAAAACAGCUUGUACAGGAAAGAAGGGGGAAGAGCCAGGGAAGGUGGGACUGCUUCUUUUGGAAAUGGGUAGCUGUUACCAGCUGAGCUUAUUGCAAAAUGCCUUCUGAGAGUUCCAGGGAAAGGUGUGCCAGGUAACUUGAAGCUAAUAUUUAAGCCAAUAAAUUUGUGUUCUUAAAAUCCCAAUGCUUAAACUUGAGUUUUAAACUUAACAUUUAUUGUAUAUAAAUGCAGCAAAACUAUAUGUAAAUAUUUUUAAC